This is a messenger RNA of Gambusia affinis (western mosquitofish), 2193 nucleotides long. It is a transcript of the gene slc25a15a, whose product is annotated as solute carrier family 25 member 15a. The coding region runs from base 284 to 2098 and encodes 604 amino acids. The transcript is spliced from 14 exons. The record is from RefSeq and is a predicted model, not a curated record. NCBI's taxonomy places the organism in Eukaryota, Metazoa, Chordata, Actinopteri, Cyprinodontiformes, Poeciliidae. Gene Ontology annotation, cellular component: plasma membrane.
UCUGUCAAUGAUAUCAGUAUCUUGACGCGCUUACGUACGGUGUGCGCCACAUCUUCGGGUCUCAAGGAAGACGGAAGUUUAGCACGGAGCACCGACGUUAGCUCGUUUCUUCGGGCUGUGUGAGAACUCUGUAACCUUUCCUGGAAAUUGGGGUGAACAGUUUUACCUGUGUGGUUCUUGUGAGAACAAAAAGUAAAGUAACACUUCGAUUAACAAAUAACACCGUCUUACCUGUCAUACUCUCAAUCCGAGUUAAGGGGGCUAGAGAACAGGCUUCAUCAUCAUGGCUCCACAUCCUGUAAUACAGGCACUCAUUGACUUUUCAGCAGGCGCAGCAGGUGGUACAGCCUGCGUGCUAAGUGGUCAGCCAUUUGACACUGUCAAGGUGAAGAUGCAAACGUUUCCCACCAUGUACCGUGGCUUCAUCCACUGCUUCAUUUCAAGUUUCAAACAGGUGGGACUCCGUGGUCUCUACAAAGGCACCACACCAGCCCUGCUGGCCAACAUCAGUGAAAAUGCGGUGCUCUUCUUGAGUUAUGGCCUGUGCCAGGACGCUGUCCGUCUUUUGUUAAAGAUGGAUAAAGGAGCAGAGCUCAGUGAUGUCCAAAAAGCUUCUGCAGGGUCUUUAGCUUCCAUCUUCUCUUCCAUGGCCAUUUGCCCCACAGAGCUGGUGAAAUGUCGCCUACAGGCCAUGCAUGAAAUGGAGGAGACUGGAAAGGUUGCGAAAGGACAGCGAAGCACCGUCUGGUCUGUGGUUAAGACUGUGCUGAGGACAAAUGGUCCUUUGGGUUUCUACCAGGGACUCACCUCAACCAUUGUCAGGGAGAUACCAGGUUACUUCUGCUUCUUUGGUGCCUACGAAGUAUGUCGGACUACAUUUGCACACCAUAUGGGGACAGACAAAGACAGUAUAGGCAUUCUUCCACUUAUGUUCAGCGGUGGAUUCGGAGGGGCUUGUCUUUGGCUAGUGGUCUAUCCAAUUGAUUGUGUGAAGUCUAGGAUACAAGUCUACUCUUUAGCUGGGAGGCAAGACGGUUUCAUGAAGACCUUCAUGAGUGUCAUACGCACUGAGGGUUUCACUGCUCUGUACUCUGGUUUGACUCCUACCAUGAUACGCACCUUCCCUGCCAAUGGAGCACUCUUCCUAGCUUAUGAGCUCAGCCGUAAAUUUAUGAUGGACACAGUGGGGGCAAGUGUGCUGCUGGAGCUCCAAGUGCCAGACUUUUCAUCAAUGAUCUCAACAACAUCCAGCACAGUGGAGAUGGUUAUUCCACGCAAACUUCAGAUCAAUGAAGAAAAUGUUGAAGAUAAAAAUGCAGGGAGGUUGGGAUGUUUUGGUUGGUUGCUGGUAAUUAUAUCCCUCCUGUUUGUAGCGCUAACGUUCCCAAUCACAUUGUUUCUGUGUGUCAAGAUAGUACAGGAGUAUGAGCGAGCUGUCAUUUUCAGACUUGGGCGAAUCGCCGAUCGGAAACCUAAAGGACCAGGCCUAUUUUUUGUUUUGCCCUGCACUGAUAACUUUGUUAAAGUUGAUCUAAGGACUGUGUCCUUUGAUAUCCCUCCACAAGAGAUCCUGACCAAAGACUCGGUCACUGUGUCCGUGGAUGGAGUUGUCUACUUCCGCAUUCACUGUCCCAUCUCAGCUGUGGCAAACGUGUCCAAUGCACACUCAUCCACACGGCUGCUUGCUCAAACCACUCUGAGGAAUGUACUUGGCACCAAAAACCUUUCAGAACUACUGUCUGACAGAGAAGGAAUUUCAGUGAGCAUGCAGGAGGCCCUGGAUGAAGCCACCAACCCAUGGGGGAUCAAGGUGGAGCGUGUGGAGAUCAAGGAUGUGAAGCUGCCUCAGCAACUACAGAGAGCCAUGGCUGCAGAGGCGGAGGCCAGUCGGGAGGCCAGGGCUAAAAUCAUUGCUGCAGAAGGUGAGAUGAAUGCUUCCCGGGCUCUGAAAGAAGCAGCUCUAGUCAUCGGUGAAGCACCGUCUGCUCUCCAGCUGCGAUACCUGCAGACUCUCCAUGCCAUCGCCGCGGAGAAGAACUCCACCAUCAUCUUCCCUCUGCCCAUAGAUAUGAUGCAGAGUUUCAUGCAGAAAAAGUGAUGAACCAUGUUGCCUGCACAAUUAUUUUCAUUCCAAAGUAAGUUUGCAUGUUUCGAAUAGGGAGGAAAAAGAGCUACUUGUUAAUGCAAAUACAA